AUGGCAAACUAUCUCAUUACAGGCUCUGCCCGAGGGCUGGGUCUUGCGCUCGCCACUCACCUAGCUUCAUUCCCCAAAGCUGAGGUCGCAUCCGUCUUUGCGACCUCAAGGCGAGACAACUCUCCUGGGUUGGCAGAGUUGGUGGCCUCUUCCUCGGGUCGCGUUGUGUUCAUUCCAUUGGAUGCGACCGACCGGACAAGUGUCCAAAACGCGGCACGCCAAGUCGAGAAACAGCUUCAUGGCCGCGGACUCGACGUGCUGGUGAACAAUGUGGGCGUCAUGCCGGUGACUCGGGGAGGAGUCGAGAAGAUGUCCGUUUUCUUCCAGCUAGGACAGUCUAUAGACGUAUACGCAUAUGAGCUAACGAGCUGCAGGGAGGACCUGGACGACACGUUUCAUGCCAAUGUGACGAGCACGCACAUGGUGACCCAAGCAUUUCUUCCUCUUCUGCGCAAGGGGGAGAGGAAACUAGUGACGAACAUCUCUACGACUCUUGGAUCCAUCGGUGUCGCGUCUACCUUCAAAUCAAACCCUGUCCCCGCUUACAAGAUCACCAAGGCGGCCUUGAACAUGUUAACGAAACAGUAUGCAGAGGAUCUUGUAGAUGAGGGCUUUACCUUUCUCGCUGUCAGCCCAGGCUGGCUCCAAACGGACAUGGGUGGAUCGCGCGCGGAUCUUCCAGUCGCGCAGGGCGCCGAGGCGGUCGUAAAGACCAUGAAGGAAGCGACGACAGCACAGAACGGGAAAUUCCUGAACAUCCAUGUACCCGGCUGGGAGAACAAUCCCGGUUUGAACCAGUACGACGGCAAGGAGAUCCCGUGGUAG
Messenger RNA from Aspergillus terreus NIH2624, 825 nucleotides. RefSeq names its product SDR family oxidoreductase. The transcript has 3 exons. The record is from RefSeq and is a predicted model, not a curated record. The coding region runs from base 1 to 825 and encodes 274 amino acids. NCBI's taxonomy places the organism in Eukaryota, Fungi, Ascomycota, Eurotiomycetes, Eurotiales, Aspergillaceae.